Molecule: messenger RNA, 1182 nt
Organism: Coregonus clupeaformis (lake whitefish)
Lineage: Eukaryota; Metazoa; Chordata; Actinopteri; Salmoniformes; Salmonidae
Exons: 6
Coding region: 6-1088 (360 amino acids)
Biological process (GO): response to bacterium
Source: RefSeq, a predicted model, not a curated record
UUAAAAUGAUGAUUAUGUAUUGGACAAUAUUUUUGUUUAACGCCAAUUUGGGUUGUGCACUUAACAACGAUGUAAUCCAACCAGACCCUGUGAUGGUUACACACCUGGGACAAAGUGUAUCUCUCACUUGCUUUUGUCAAUCUAAUUUAAUGGUCAGAGUCUCUUGGUUCAAACAAAUUGUUGGACAGAAGCCUCUUCUCAUGGCAUCAUCAUAUUAUCGCACUCAAAAGGCUUUUUAUUACAACAAUUUUACCAAGGACUUUAAUGAGACUAAACGUUUAAGUGUGAAGAGAGGAGUUGACAGCUGUAACCUGACCAUCUCCAAGACAGAGUCAGGGGACUCAGCUACAUACUACUGUGGUGCUAUGGAAGUGGGCGAAGUCAAAUUUGGAGAAGGAACUUUUUUAAUUGUCAAAGAUUCAGGGUCCAAGAGCAUGUCUGUGAUCCAGCAGCCUGUGUCUGAGUCAGUCCAGCCAGGAGACUCUGUGACUCUGAACUGUACAAUACACACUGAGACCUGUGCAGGAGAACACAGUGUCUAUUGGUUCAGACAUGGCUCAGGAGAAUCCCGUCCAGGAAUCAUUUACAACAAUGGAGACAGGAGUGAUCAGUGUGAGAAGAACCCUGAGGCUGGGUCUCCUACGCAGAGCUGUGUCUACAACCUCCUCAAGAGGAACCUUAGCCUCUCUGAUGCUGGGACUUACUACUGUGCUGUGGCCUCAUGUGGGGAGAUACUGUUUGGGAACGGAACAAAGCUGGACUAUGGUUGUAAGGAGGACCAUGUUCUCUUGGUGUACUGUUUGGGUGUAGCGUUGGCUCUUUGUGUCAUCCUCAUCAUUGUCCUUGGUUGUGUUUUGUAUAAGAUGACCAAGAAAACAUCUCUGCUGUCCCAAGGAACGCAUCCUCAGCUAAGUGGUACGGCAGUCCCCAGUUCACAUAACCAGGAUCAAGAAGAUGAUGACACACCCACGUCGGUCCAUUACGCUGCUCUGAAUGUCAUCCACAAGAAGCCAAAGACCCAGAGACAGAGGAGUGCCAUGGAGAGAGACACUGUGUAUUCUGGGGUGAGGUGCCAAAACAUGGACUGAAACAUAGAUUUACCUCCUUUAAGACUUGCAUUGCUUUUUCUGUUACACAUUGUGUUUUUAUCAUUAGAAUUGUGUUACAAUUGCUUGUAUUCUG